Coffea eugenioides is the source of this 1299-nucleotide messenger RNA. RefSeq lists its product as uncharacterized. NCBI's taxonomy places the organism in Eukaryota, Viridiplantae, Streptophyta, Magnoliopsida, Gentianales, Rubiaceae. The coding region runs from base 258 to 962 and encodes 234 amino acids. The record is from RefSeq and is a predicted model, not a curated record. The transcript is spliced from 10 exons.
CCGCCCGCCAGCCCUCUUUCUGCAUUCAAGUAUUCAACCCGCUUUCUUCGUUCUUUCCUUCUUUCUUCUCUCUUUAGAUAAUAGAGACAGAGGGAGAGAGACAAGGUUAGGACGAAAUUGCCAAUUGCCUCCUCCAAAUUCAAAACCGUGUAUACGCACAAACACACAGCAGACUGCCCCCCAAGCGACCCCCACAAACAACUUCUUGUCCUUCGUCACUUGAAUCGAAGAGAGAAAGAGGGAGAGAGAGAGGGAAGAUGAGUCCGAAUUGGGAGCUAAAGCACUGCUGCAAUCAUGACCAAGUUGUGUUUCUUGUUACCAUCGGCGUCUUCACUGUCGUCAUUCUUGCCUUAUGGAGGACAAUACUUCUCACACCUUUCAAGCUCAUUACAGUGUUUCUUCAUGAAGCAAGCCAUGCAAUUGCUUGUAAGCUCACAUGUGGUCAGGUUGAGGGCAUGCAAGUUCAUGCAAAUGAGGGUGGGGUGACUCAAACACGUGGUGGUGUUUAUUGGUUGAUCUUGCCGGCAGGAUAUCUCGGUUCAUCAUUUUGGGGAAUGGCUCUUAUACUUGCUUCUACAAAUCUCCUCACUUCUAGAAUUGCUGCUGGAUGUUUUAUUGCCGCUUUGUUGGUUGUGCUUUUCAUUGCUAAAAAUUGGACUCUCCGAGGACUUUGCAUUGGAUUUAUCAUUUUCAUUGGUGUAGUAUGGGUUCUGCAAGAGCUGACUAAAGUUCGCAUUCUUCGCUAUGUCAUUCUCUUCAUUGGUGUUAUGAACAGUUUGUUUUCAGUAUACGAUAUAUACGAUGAUUUGAUCUCUCGAAGGGUUCAUUCAAGUGAUGCUGAGAAGUUUGCAGAACUUUGCCCCUGCCCUUGUAAUGGUGUUGGAUGGGGUGUUAUUUGGGGAAUGAUAUCUUUCGUAUUUCUUUGUGGAGCCAUGUAUCUUGGACUGGUCAUCCUGUCCUGAGGUUUGUUGACUUGGUUAUGAAUCCAGUCAACCGUGAUUCAUGGGAAGACCGGAAUUCGGUGUCGAUUCAACAAAAUUUUUUUUCCACUCUGAAUUAUUCUUUUGCUCAAUUUUUGGACUAGGAACUGUAGGUCGGGAUUGUGUACAGUGAGGAGGAAUGUUCCAGUCCAUGAUCUACUGUGGGCAAAUUUUUUUUGAACCUACCAGUUUGCUGGAUGUCUCAGAUCUUUUAGCUCUGGAUUCUCGAACUGUAUAGUUCGGUUUAUUGAAGUUCCCGAUUGAACUGGAUUAGCAACUAGCAAAUGCGAGUAAAUUUGGUAUUAGCGUUGAUUCAUUA